This is a messenger RNA of Pyrus x bretschneideri (Chinese white pear), 1304 nucleotides long. RefSeq lists its product as uncharacterized. The transcript has a single exon. The coding region runs from base 115 to 1101 and encodes 328 amino acids. The record is from RefSeq and is a predicted model, not a curated record. Lineage: Eukaryota; Viridiplantae; Streptophyta; Magnoliopsida; Rosales; Rosaceae.
UUUAAUUCCUUCCAAAUUUAGAAAAAAAACAUUAAAUUCGACUCCAAAAAAAAGUCUCACUCCUCCGCCACUUCACAGUUAGCAAUCGAAGCUCGCAAUUCCUGAAACGAGAACAUGGGUUGUGCUUCUUCUAAUCUCUUCAACCACAACGACGAGUUCUCCCAACUCGGCAGCUCCGCGCUGAGCCACCACAUCGUCUCGCUGACUUCCUCCACCUACGGCCUCCUUACUCUCGACCCGCCGCUGCCUGCGCCCACCACUCCGUCGACACCCCCUUCUCGAUUCACUCUCGGGUCCAUUUUCCCGAGCCCCUUGUCCCAGCCCAAGUCGCUCGAGUCCGAACCCAAGUCGCUCUUGUCCGACCCGAGACCGCUGCCUUCCGACCCGGAAGUCAUUAACUCAUGGGAGCUUAUGGACGGGCUGGACGCCGACAGUUUCAGAUUCUCGCCGCUUCCGCCGCCCAAACCGUUCGUUUUCUUAGACCCAAAAACCCUCGAUAAAGAAAACUCCAACCCGAAUCGCGCAAUUCUCAAAUCUCCGUACGAAAGGGUCUUCCGGGUGAACAACAAGAAGGACCCACUUGACCGGUUCGAGAAAACAUGCCCGCCGGGCGGAGAAAACAAAGUCGUUGUCUACACGACGACGCUGCGAGGAGUGCGGCGGACUUUUGAGGAGUGCAACGCCGUCCGGGCAGAGAUAGAAGGCCUCGGGGUGAUGAUUGUCGAGCGUGACGUGUCAAUGGAUCGCGGGUUCAGAGAAGAGUUGAGCGACUUGAUGAAGGGGAAAGGGAAGGAGGCGGCGGUGCCGCCGCGGGUGUUUGUGAAGGGGAGAUAUAUAGGCGGCUCUGAGGAGGUGCUGAAGAUUUUGGAGGAGGGUUUGCUGGGUGAGAUUCUUGCUGGGUGUCCAAAGAAAAAAGCUGGGUCAGUGUGUGAAGGGUGUGGGGAGGCAAGGUUCUUGCCCUGCUUCCAGUGCAAUGGGAGUUCAAAGAUGGUGCUGAUGGUGAAUGAUGAUGUGGCGGGGCAGCGGAAGGGGACGACGGUGGUGACGAGGUGUCCUGAGUGUAAUGAGAAUGGGCUGGUGCUUUGCCCAAUUUGUAGCUGAAUGGUGAAGAACAAGAGAUGCAAAGAUCUCUGUUUUCGUGUCGAAAUUGUGUUUAAGCAUUUUCUUCUAUCUUAAAGUUGGGGCUUCUUUUGAGUUUCUGAUGGAAACCAAAGGCUUCUAAUUCUGUACUCUACUCUCUUGUUUUUAUGUUGAUAGUUAUAUAACUUAUAUAUAUAUAUAUAUAUCUGCUUUUGAUUUGUGAA